Messenger RNA from Rattus rattus (black rat), 945 nucleotides. RefSeq names its product olfactory receptor 51F2-like. The transcript has a single exon. Gene Ontology annotation, biological process: G protein-coupled receptor signaling pathway. Gene Ontology annotation, cellular component: membrane. Gene Ontology annotation, molecular function: G protein-coupled receptor activity; olfactory receptor activity. The coding region runs from base 1 to 945 and encodes 314 amino acids. The record is from RefSeq and is a predicted model, not a curated record. NCBI's taxonomy places the organism in Eukaryota, Metazoa, Chordata, Mammalia, Rodentia, Muridae.
AUGUCAAUCUUCUAUAACUCCACCUCUCCUACUUUUCUCUUGACUGGUGUCCCUGGUUUGGAAUGGGCUCAUCCCUGGAUCUCCAUCCCCUUCUGCUGCCUCUAUUUAACUGCACUAUCUGGGAAUUCUUUGAUCCUGUUCGUAGUCCUUACUGAACCAACUCUCCAAGAGCCCAUGUACUAUUUCCUCUCUAUGUUGUCCACCACUGACAUUGGUCUCUGCAUUUCUACAAUCGUGACAGUGCUGGGAAUAUUCUGGCUCAAUGCCCGGGAGAUCAGCUUCAGCGCCUGCUUGUCACAGAUGUUCUUCAUCCACCUCUUCACAUUCAUGGAAUCGUCAGUACUCCUGGCUAUGGCCUUUGAUCGUUUUAUAGCCAUCUCAAACCCCUUGAGAUAUGCUGCCAUUCUAACUCACGCAAGGAUUGCACAAAUUGGUCUGGCAGUCAUUACUAGAGCGACUGUCAUUUUGACCCCACUAGUCCUGCUCCUUAAGCGCCUAUCAUUCUGCCGUAGCCAUGUGCUCCAUCACUCCUAUUGCUUCCAUCCUGAUGUGAUGAAGCUCUCAUGCUCAGACACAAAGAUCAACAGUGCUUUUGGACUAACUGCAAUUAUCUCUACUGCUGGAGUGGACUCUAUCUUUAUCCUGCUCUCCUAUGUCCUGAUCAUCCGCUCUGUUCUCAGCAUCGCGUCCCCUGGGGAGAGAAAGAAGGCUUUCGGCACCUGCAUUUCUCAUAUCACUGCCGUGGCCAUCUUCUACAUCCCCUUGAUCAGUCUGUCCUUUGUCCACAGGUUUGGAAAACACGCCCCGCCUUAUGUGCCCACGCUCAUUGCAAAUGUGUACCUGCUCAUCCCCCCUGUGAUGAACCCCAUCAUCUACAGUGUGAAAACCAAGCAGAUCCAGAGAGCUAUUCUGAGACUUAUAUAUUGUAAAGGACCUCAUGUUUGA